GUAAAUCAUUCUUCACAACUGUACCCAGCGAGUCCUUUUAGCUCGGCUGGCAGGAUGCUUGCUUUGAGCUUCGGGUGACCAGCUCCUUCCUUCAGCGUUUUGCUGCGAUGCAGAUCUGCUCAGUACCAGGCUCUGCCAAGGAAUAGAAGCUGACACCUGCCCAUACAAUCCAUAGACUGAGAUUCAUUGAUGUUUGAUGGAGACCAGGAAGGAUGGUGAAGUGAUGCUUUACAGUUCUGAAAGAAAUAGCCCAGUGGAUGAGUUGCGAAAAUGGCAGCCAGGAAUGAGAUGCAGUUUGAAAAGUUAAUUGAUGAAGCUACAAGAAAAAAAGAUUUCCAAUUAUUAGAACAAUUUCUGGCAACAGAAGACUGUGAAAAUGUCUCUCACAAAUGCAGCAAACAGUUUGUCAACAAAUUAGACAAGCUUCUGUGUCGGGAACUUGACAAACAGGAAGUCAAAAGCAUUUCUACUUUGCUAAAUUCUGUUCAGAAAUGUGGGAAAAAAGUCAGCAUAGCAGGAGAAGAUGGGUUCCCAGCAAUGAUAAAACACGGUCUCAUUGGGAGGAUGGUUAAUUGGUUUGAAAAGGUAAAAGGAAUUUUGAUCCUCAGAGGACAUGAAAAGAAUGACAUGCUUACAAGUCUGGCUGAAGAUUUCUGCAUUGUGCUGCUGGCUGUAUGUGAUAGCAGACCUGAAGAUAAAAUGCAAAUACUAGAAAACUUUGUUCUGAGAAUUUGUACCCUCAUCGCUGAUGGAAGAAUUAAUAUUUAUGUUCAGCAGGAGGUAGUAAGAAAACUUAAUUUAAUGCUUGACAACAUGCCUCGAGAUGUCAGGAAAAAGAUAUUUUCUACAAAGGAAAUGUUGCUUGUCAUGAGUGACAUGGGGAGAAGAAUUCUGGAUGCUGGAGACUAUGACCUGCAAGUGGCCAUCACAGAAGCUUUAUGCAGAAUGAUCUCAGAGAAACAAAGAAGAGAGCUGGCGUGCCAGUGGUUCUCCAUGGAGUUUGUGUCCAACGCAUUUAAGGGAAUUAAAGAUUCUGAGUUUGAGACAGAUUGCAGAAAAUUUCUUAACCAGGUGAAUGGCAUGCUUGGAGACAAAAGAAGGGUUUUUACAUACCCGUGUUUAUCAGCAGCUCUUGAUGAUUAUGAGCUACAGAUCCCAUUGGAUGAAAAUCUUGAAGAGUUUUGGAUUGAUUUCAAUGUUGGUAGCAGAAGUAUAUCUUUCUAUGUGGCAGCAGAUGACACAGAUCAUCAGUGGGAAACAGUCAUUAUACCAGAAGAAGAGGUAGAUCUGUACAGCCUUGAAGAAAAAGAUUCAAAAAAAUUAUUGACAAUAGAUCUCAAAAGCCGAAUGAAUGUGGGGAGUCAAGAAGGAGAGAAAUUUUUUUUAUACUUUGAUUCUAUCUUGGAAAUCAAAGAUGUAGUCGGAAAGAUUUAUGGAUUAAGUAAAUGUAAGGGCUUCAGCAAGAAGCAGUCUGCCUCGGUUGCCAAGACAACUGUACAUGUCGUCUUUGAUGAAAGUGGAUCACAGGUUCUGGUACCAGAAAGUCAGUUGUCACCAGGUUUGGAAGAAAAAUCUGAAGAGGAGAAAGUCAGCAAGUACAAAACACAGCAACUUCCUGGAACUUUGAGGACUCUGAAUGACAAUAACCAUCAACAAAAAUGCAGAGGUGGUUCCUCCAAGAUAACUACCUCUUGUAAAAGGAAAGUGUCCGAAGCAUCCGUGCUCAUUCCUGGAACGACGAGAUUCUCCACAAGGAGUCCACUGGUAUUUGUUAGCACAUCCACUCCUUCUAAAGGGCGAUACAAACUCCCUUUGGAAAUGAUGAGCUCUGCUGAGAGGUCGAACAGCAACGCAAUGAGUGAGACCAGAGCAAAGAAUUCCUGUCCAGAACCUGCUGGAAGUGAGCCCAGGUGUGCACUGGGCAGUGAGCUGCCUGAAACCAAGCAGAAGAGCAGGAAGUCAAGUAUCAGAAAUGAGGCAAAACUACCUGAAAAGCGAAUGUGUGCUGAAGAAGUUCUAGAAAUGAUACAAGAGACGGAAAUUGAGGCCGCACAAAAGCAAACUUUGGAUGAUGCAUUAGAUGUUGUUCCUGAUUCUCAGCCGGUAGAGAGAAGCACCAAACCUUUGUUGUCUGGUCUUUUGGAGACUUCUUUUGAUAAAACCAAACAGUGGAAAAAGAGAUCAUGCUCUGUUCCUGAGCAGAAUAUAACAACUGGAGACAAGGAAAAGCUAAAUCCACCGUUGGCACAUACAUCCCAUCCAGUUCCUGUAUUCGUUGUUAGUGGAAGAGCUGUGAAACAAAAAGCUUUUUAUUCAAUUUUUUGAAAGAUCUCUCCAGAUAAGCAAAGAAUGAAAAACAGAAGAAAGCAAAAUGAAACUGAUAGCAUGAGAGAAGAUAAUUGCAAAAUACUUAGUGGACACUCACGGUAUUAGUCAUUAGGAACAGAACUGUUAACUUUGCAUUCUGAUCCUACAAAAGAGGAACCUGCUGUUCUCUUAAAGAAAGAGACUGCAAAUCCAAAACAAUCAAAGACGAAAACGAAGUCUAAAGAGAUCACAGAUGCGACUAAAUCACUAAUCAGUAAAAUUGGUGACAGAUAUCAAGUAAAGACUGAUGAGAAAAGCAAAGCAAGAUGCUCCUUGGGUUUUACCAGGCCACAGUUAAAUAAAUCCUGUGUCUCUAAGGAAGAAGUUCAGCAUAGAAACCCCAAAACCACUACUUUGCAUAAUGGAACUGCUGGUCAUAUUAUGGAUGAUGUCUACAACUUUAACAUCAGUGGGUUUGAUGAGCCUACAAUAAAGCUUGGAGUCCCAGAACUGCAUGUUACUGAGCUGAGUGUUCGUACAGAUCCAAACACAAAAGGGAAUGCAGAUGACAGGAAAACUGGAACUGAAGUUAAAGGAAGGAAAAAAACUAGAAACAAUCAAAACAAGAAGCAUCUCUUUAGUGACACAGACACAGAAUACAGAGCUGAUGACAGCAAGACAGACAUCAGUUGGCUACAAGAAUCAAACAGAAAAUCUAAACUCCAGUUAAUUGACUACAGUAGAAGUAAAAACUUCAGGAAACCAAUAAGCACAGACAAAGCAGAGAAAUUCUCUGAACCUGCUUGCCACAUGGAGAAACCCAAGGGCAAAAAUGCAAAUAAGAAAAAGAAAAAUGAAUAUAAAAAACAGAAGUCAAGAGUUGUUGAAACAAUAGAACAAACCACCAGAGAAAAACGACCUCGAAGAGCAGCGUUAGCAAAAAAUUACAAAGAGCUUUCCAGUUCUGAGUCAGAGGGUGAAUGGGAAUCUUCAGCACGCGCCUCUAAGGAGGAGAAAUCAAAAACACAGAAACAUACGAAUGGAGAAAACAAGGAUGAUAAUCAGCAAAAGGAACUCCAGAGUGUUCUGUCUGUGGAGCCAAAGAGAGUAACUAACUCUGUACAUAAAGCACUUACUAAACCAAAGAAUUCUGCAGAAGAAAGGGAAAUUGAAGUGCCUUCAUCUGAGAGUCCUGCAUCUCUUGAGACAAUGAGAAGUGCUGAGAGGGUGUCAGAAGGAGAUGUUCCUCCAGAGCUGACUCUCAGUGAGAGGUCACCUGGUCUCCAGGAGUCAACACCAGAAAAAACAGAAGUGUUAAACUUUGAGAAAGGGAUCUCUCCUGAUAACUUCUAUCCGCAAAAAAAUAAUAUUCAAAGUCUAUGUAUGAACCAGUCCCCUGAGGUGACCGUUAAAAAGUUAACAUUUGGAAAUAAAAGUUUCUCACCAAUCUUAACUGACGCAUCUGUGCUCAGCUUAACGACGUAUAAAACUGUCAGUGGAAAACUUGGGAAGGGCUCUGUGUCUGAAACUCGCGAUAACAAGGAAGACUCGAGUUUCAGACGCUGCUUUUCAGACCUACUCUCUGGGAAGGGGAAGGUGCCAGAGAUCCCUCAGCCCGGCACCAGCACCAAGGAGGAGGAGUGUGUAGCCCCAUCCCCGCUGUCUGUUUCCAGUGGAAGCAAAGUGCAGUCCUGGAGUGAAGAGCCCUGUGGCCCCAUAAACGAGUCAGGACCGACUUUCCUCAAACGGCGGUACCACAGUGAUACUGAAAGCAAUUCUGAGGAAGUAGAAACAGGCAAAGGGAAGGAACAGAAAGGAAAGAGAAUAGAAAAGAUACAGCCCAGAAAAUUAUUUAAAACAGAUGAUGCUGUUACAUACAGAGUGUCUGAAAGCAUCUCUACGGUGUCUGUGAAUGACCUGUCUGUCCUGGACAGGGAGCUCUGGGAGCCUGGCUGUUCGACUGUCAGUAUCUGUCAGAAGCUCCAGAAAGAAUUUACCAGGAAAAUAGAGAGCCGCUCACAGAGAAUGGAUCACUUUACCAAGCAAUCGUUAAGAGCAGCCCAUGAGCAUUUGACAACAAUGAGUUACCAGCUUCAUGAAUGCAGGGUCAAGCAGCUGGACAAAUUUCAUUUUGCUCUCCUUGAGGAACUCGAGAAUUUCGAAAAAGAUUCUCAGUCCCUGAAAAACAUGGAAAAAGAAUUCUCGACCUUUUGGAAAAAACAAGUACAUACUUUUAGUACAUACAUGAAAAAUGAGCAGCAGAGAGUCCAGAUUCUUAAAACUUCAUUUGAAAAGAACAUCUUCCAUACUGUUGACUAUGAAGAACAUAUUUUUACUUCAGAGAUGCAUCUGAUGAAAGAGGACAUGAAAGGACUCCAGGAGAAACUUCUUAAAGAAAUGCAAGAAGAGGAGCUGUGUAAUGUUCGCAGAGGGUUGCAGACGUUGUUUCAAUCAGAAGACACAAUUCUGAAGUAAUAUGUUCAAAUACCUUCCUGAAAUUCAAGGUGAAUAUAAACAUUCUCUUAUAAUGUAAAAUUUGACCACUUUUUUUUGUUUGCUUUUUAACACUCAAGGAAACUACUGUAACCAAAGCGUAUUUUCCUUAAUAAUAUUGCAAUCUUUGUGGAUAAGUCUUCUUUAUAUGUGAGAUUUGGAAUUAUUUUACUGAAUCUGCUAAAAUGCAUUAUGUAAAUGUUUUUAGUUUUUAGCACGUGCUAUUUUUUAAGAAGUCUUCAGCAAUUUUUGUAGGUUAUUUAGGUGACUUCCAGAUAAAUGACUUUGUUUUGGGUCUGUGUGUACAGAGUCCCCCUUUGGUCUGAUCAGAGCCCCCUCAGUGAUGCCUCAGGGGUCAGGUUGCCUGGUUUGACC
Calidris pugnax (ruff) is the source of this 5175-nucleotide messenger RNA. RefSeq names its product synaptonemal complex protein 2 (gene SYCP2). The record is from RefSeq and is a predicted model, not a curated record. NCBI's taxonomy places the organism in Eukaryota, Metazoa, Chordata, Aves, Charadriiformes, Scolopacidae.